UCUUGAUUUCAAUGAACGCCAGUUUUAAGUAGCAAAUUCACGCAACUCUUUGAACAUGGAGCGCCUGUACAGUUUCGGUCUCAGGAGCAGGGGAGGAGACCAGAUGAGGAGGGCGGUUCCUGUGGAGAGGAGCACUGUGGGAGUGUUUGUCGGGAUGUGGGACAAGCGGAGGCGGCGGCGCACCUGGGAGUUCACAGGAACAAGCAAUCGUGUCUUCACUUUUUCACCACAAAACUCCCAAACCCAGGUCAUGCACUAAGUUUCCGGCGCAAUCGGGUGGAAAAUGUACACGACGGAGCGUAGGCGGAUGAGCCUACGUGAAGUAAUGAGGAAGGAUCCCGUGUGGGUGUCCGCUGGAAGUUUGUGGCAGGACUCCUCGGUGCUGGCGCUGACUGCCAGCAGCGGCGGCUCGGGUAAACAGAUCGUUUCCCCGCGAAGUCGGACCCGAGCGGUAUCCGUGGCUUAUAUUGUCAGCGAGGACGCGUCUGUGCCGCACUCAGAGAACUUGUCACUGAAAAGUUUGAAGGAAGCCUGCGCAGACGCGCACGCCUCUCUGAGAACCAUUUCAUUUGAUGAAAUAUCAGUGGGAACCACAGACAUCCUGGACAGUUUCUACAAUGCAGAUGUAGCAGUGGUGGAGAUGAGCGAUUCUUUCUGCCAGCCGUCUCUUUUCUACCAUCUGGGAGUGAGAGAGAGCUUCAGUAUGACUAAUAACAUUAUCCUGUAUUGUUACAAGCAGGAUAGUGAUCUGCAGUCUCUUAAGGAGCAGUGUGGGAGUUAUACCUUCAUCCCAUACGUAGUGUCACCUCAAGGCGAAGUGUUCGCCUGUGACACCACCAUGAUGACCUGCAUCAAGGAGCUGAUGCAGCCCAGUUUACAGCUGGACCCCCUUCUCACCCCGCUGGUGGAUAGACUGGUGAACCUGUUGAACAACAUGCACAUUCAGACCAGCGAGUACUACCGGGAGUCGCUCAGGCAUGAGAUCCGGAUGGCACGAGAGCGAUUCAGUGGAAAAGCCCUGAGCGAGGAACUGAACCACAUCCAGAGUCGCCUGGAUAGUAUAGAUCUGCUCACGCCUGAUAUAGUCAUGAACCUGCUGCUGUCCUACAGAGAUGCUCAGGAUUACAAUGCCAUGAUCAAACUGGUGGAGACUCUGAACAACCUGCCAAUGUGCCAGGCUGCAAGGCACCAGAAUAUCAAGUUUCAUUAUAUAUUUGCUCUAAACAGGAGGAAUCAUCCCUGCGAUCGAGUAAAUGCUCUGAAGUUAAUCCUGCCCGUUGUGGAGUCGGCAGACAAGGUGGCAUCGGACCUCUACUGCCUGUGUGGACGGAUCUACAAGGACAUGUUCAUGAGCUCGGGCUUCACUGACGUAUCUAGCAGAGACCAGGCCUGCUUUUGGUAUGGAAAAGCGUUUGAAGCAGAGCCAACCCUCCACUCUGGGAUCAACAGCGUGGUCCUCCUCAUGGCAGCUGGACAUGAAUUUGAGACUUCUAUUGGGCUGCGCAAAAUAGGUGUUACUAUAAGCGCACUGCUCGGCAGAAAGGGCAGUUUGGAGAAGAUGACGGACUACUGGGAUGUAGGUUUCUACCUCGGAGCCAACAUCCUCGCUAAAGAGUUCAGGAAAGUCAUAGAAGCUUCUGAGAAGCUCUACAGACUCAAGGCUCCUGUUUGGUAUCUGGCAUCCAUUAUGGAGACGUACAUCCUGUACCACCAGUUUGUCAAGGCGCCUGAGGUGCAGUCGCCCAAACAGGAUACGAUGGACUUCUGGAUGGAGCUGCUUCUGCAAUCCUGCAGACCCACUGUCUGGACAAACCGCUGCCCAGUGCUCAUUCUGGAGCCCAGUAAAGUCUUCCAGCCGUCUAUCGUGAGCAUCAGCGAGGAGGACGAGAGUCGCACUGUUCAGUUGCAACAUGUCACACCUUUGAAGAAAGGCUUACACCAGUGGACUUUCCCAGCGACUGCAAUCCGAGGAGUGAGUGCAUCAAAGAGCGAUGAGCGGAGCUGCUUCCUGUAUGUACACUACAACUCUGAUGACUUCCAGCUUUGCUUCCCAUCAGAGAUCCACUGUAAGGGUUUCUGUGAGUUGGUCAACUCUCUGCUGCACCAGGCUGAAAACACUCAGGAACCCCAACUUCUAACUCAAGGAAUACUUGAGUUCAUCUAUGAGACCAAUGAGAAUGGCGACAGGGUGGUUCUUGGUAAAGGGACAUAUGGCGUGGUGUACGCUGGUAGGGACCUGAGCAACCAAGUCCGCAUCGCCAUCAAAGAGAUUCCUGAAAAAGACAGCACGUACUCGCAGCCGCUCCAUGAGGAAAUAGCCCUACAUAAAAGGCUCAAACACAGGAAUAUUGUCCAGUAUCUUGGCUCCAUCAGUCAGGAUGGUUUCAUCAAGAUCUUCAUGGAAGAAGUACCAGGAGGAAGUCUAUCGUCUCUCCUGCGCUCCAAAUGGGGUCCUCUGAAGGACAACGAAGCUACCAUCAUCUUCUACACCAAACAGGUCCUCGAGGGACUAAAGUACCUUCAUGACAACCAGAUUGUCCACAGAGACAUUAAGGGGGAUAACGUGCUCAUCAACACCUACAGUGGCGUGUUAAAGAUCUCUGAUUUUGGGACAUCCAAGCGGUUAGCAGGAAUCAAUCCCUGCACCGAAACGUUUACAGGGACACUUCAGUACAUGGCUCCAGAGAUUAUAGACCAAGGACCUCGAGGUUAUGGGAAGCCUGCUGAUAUCUGGUCCCUGGGGUGCACUAUCAUAGAAAUGGCAACAGGCAAGCCUCCCUUUCAUGAGCUGGGAAAUCCUCAGGCAGCCAUGUUUAAGGUGGGCAUGUUUAAAAUCCACCCGAGGGUUCCAGAGAGCAUGUCAGUUGAGGCCAAGGGCUUCAUCAUGAAGUGCUUUGUGCCAAAACCGGAUGAUAGAGCCACCGCCGCAGAGCUACUGAACGAUGCCUUCCUCAGGUUAUCCUCCAGGAAGAAGACCAAACCCCCAAAGGACUCAGACUUGACAGAUUCAGCCGACUAUCACCGCAGUUUAUCUGUGCCCAUCUCCAUCCUCGUGGAGGACACUGAUUUGGACACAAGCUCGAUUGACCUGGCUUCUUCUCUGGACUUGAGAAAGCACUGGUCUGCCACCAGAGUGGCAGAGAUCUCAAAAAGUCCCCCUUGCACCAGCGGCUUCCUGUCAACACCUUAUGACUCUGCAUCUGACAUGAUCAGUCCAGUCUCUUCGGAGGAGAAUAUCGGCCUGUUUAUGCUGCGGAAGGACAGUGAGAGGAGAGCAACACUCCACAGAGUCCUCACUGAGUACAUCAUUAAUGUCGUCACAUAUAUACAGGAGUCUAUACCUCAGUUCGAUGACGGAUCGUCACUUAGUGAGGACCACAUUAUUGCACUUAUUACCUGCCUGCGUGAAAACAUCCGCUCGCCAAGCAGAAAGCACCUUGCCAAUGGCCUUCUAGAGCUGCGCUCAACUCUGGUGGCAGCAGCAAUACCUUUGAACAGCCUGCAGGCAGUGCUCUUUAACUUCCAGGAUGCAGUGAAGAAGGUGCUGAAGCAACAACGGGUGAAACCUCAUUGGAUGUUUGCUCUAGACAAUCUGCUGAGACAGGCCGUGCAGGAUGCUAUAACUGUCCUGCUGCCAGAGCUGAAACUCCAUCUGCAGUCUUCAUUUGAGUUGGAGGACAGCAUCCCUGAGGAGCAGCCUGUUGACCCUGAAACUCCUGUAGUCCUUGUCCCUGACCAACGGGGGGCGCCAACAGACACUCAGCAGGCAGGAACUGGGAAUAAGAACAGGACCACGGCUGGCCUCAACUCCCCGACCGAGGUCUUCCACAACAGGAACUGUCCGCUCAGCGAGAAACUGAUAGACAUGAGAGUAGAGACCAGGAGACUGCUGAAUGAGCUGAGUGAAAAGGAGCUAGAGUACCAGGAGGUGCUGAGAAACUCUUUCCAGCAGAAACAGGAGCAGAUAGAUGAACUGAGGAAAACGUUCAUCAUCGAAGAGAACAAGUUGAAUUCAAAUAAACACUCUAACGCAGAGACUAAGAGUUUGGUUUGCUGGCUCAAAUCUGUCCCUGUGGACCAAGACACCAUCAAUAAGCUGCUCUUUCAUGAGUUCACCUUGGACUGUCUCCUCAACAUGACCUCCAGGAAUGACUUGGUGUACUGUGGAAUACGGGGCGCUAUGCUGUGUCGACUCUGGGCAGCCAUUGUGGCUCAAAGGAAGACUCAUCUAAACACGUAAAUCAAGGACAGUGAGGACACUCUUCUUGAAGUGCUGCUGAUGUUACGCAUCAAAGGACAGUUUUCCUGACAGGCUGGUCUUCUGUGACUUUGAGAUACAAGCUGCUGAUGUAAAGCAGAUUUUAGUUACUAUGAAUGUAUUUUGCUAGUGUACAGAAAACAUAUGUCUUUGUGAAUGGAAGCAGAAUCUAAUAUUCUUUUAUUUUUCGUAUGUUUUGUACAUUCUCCGGGUUUUGGUGUAUGGGAUUGGAUUUUUCCAGAAAAAGUAACCUUUUAUGUAUUAAUAGGUAUUAAUGUGUAAGGAAACAGACAAACCUAUUUUUUUAACUUCCCUUUUUUCAAGACCUGUUUUACUACAGAAACUACUUACAUUCUUAUUUGUAUUGUAGUGUAUAUAAAUGAAUUUAGAUAAUAAACAGGAUCAUCUCUUA
Molecule: messenger RNA, 4670 nt
Organism: Girardinichthys multiradiatus
Lineage: Eukaryota; Metazoa; Chordata; Actinopteri; Cyprinodontiformes; Goodeidae
Product: mitogen-activated protein kinase kinase kinase 5
Exons: 28
Coding region: 284-4240 (1318 amino acids)
Biological process (GO): protein phosphorylation; MAPK cascade; cellular response to stress
Molecular function (GO): MAP kinase kinase kinase activity; ATP binding
Source: RefSeq, a predicted model, not a curated record